Molecule: messenger RNA, 5787 nt
Organism: Trichomycterus rosablanca
Lineage: Eukaryota; Metazoa; Chordata; Actinopteri; Siluriformes; Trichomycteridae
Gene: rc3h2
Product: ring finger and CCCH-type domains 2
Exons: 19
Coding region: 243-3371 (1042 amino acids)
Biological process (GO): ubiquitin-dependent protein catabolic process; nuclear-transcribed mRNA catabolic process, deadenylation-dependent decay; protein polyubiquitination
Cellular component (GO): cytoplasmic stress granule
Molecular function (GO): metal ion binding; ubiquitin protein ligase activity; RNA stem-loop binding
Source: RefSeq, a predicted model, not a curated record
GUGUAGCUGUGUGCUGGUGGUUCUGCCAUAAUGCUGGAGAGAAACAUGAUGAACUGGUACGAUAAUGGUACCAAUAACCUUACUGGACCGAGAAGAACGCUCUACCACCCGGUUAUACCGUGUUUUAUACCCGGUUUUACUCACAGCGACCAUGAAUUAAUAUACACGACAUGCAUGGACUGCUGGACCCUGGAGUCAUAUGAUGUACCCGAGCAUGUGAUCACCCCCUUGGAGGUGCAAGUAUGCCAGUGCAGGCUGCGCAGUGGACAGAUUUCCUGUCCUGCCCCAUCUGCUUGAACGAGUUUAAUGCCAGCGUCCACAAACCCAUCAGCCUGGGCUGCUCACACACCGUGUGUAAGACGUGUCUGCACAAGCUGCGCCGCAAAGCCUGUCCCUUCGACCAGACCUCCAUCAGCACAGAUAUCGAGCUUCUGCCCGUCAACCGUGCCCUUUUACUGCUGGUAGGAGCUGAGGUUUCUGAAAGCCGAGGUGUGUGUGUGGGCAGCGCUGAAGACGACAAACAUUAUGAAGUGUGCCGUGCAUGUGUGGAGGAGCUGGCGCACUAUCUCAAACCCAUAAGCACAGGAAAAGGCGUGGCGGCUCAGGGUUCGAGCGCGCUCAGUCGACCCAUGCAGAGAAAGCUAGUGACGCUGGUGAACUGUCAGCUCGUGGAAGCAGAGGGUCGACUGAGGGCUCUACGUGCUGCUCGCUCUCUGGGUGAACGCACCAUUACUGAGCUCAUCCUGCAGCACCAGAACCCCCAGCAGCUCUCAGCCAACCUGUGGGCUGCUGUCCGGGCACGAGGGUGCCAGUUUCUCGGUCCCGCAAUGCAGGAGGACGCUCUGAAACUGGUACUGCUUGCUCUCGAGGAUGGCUCGGCUCUGUCACGGAAGGUUCUAGUGCUCUUUGUGGUGCAGAAGCUGGAGUCCCGUUUCCCUCAGGCCUCCAAGACGAGCAUUGGCCACGUGGUCCAGCUGUUGUACCGAGCCUCAUGCUUUAAGGUGAUGAAGCGUGAUGAGGACUCGUCUCUGAUGCAACUAAAGGAGGAGUUCCGUACGUACGAGACUUUGAGGCGUGAACACGACGCCCAGAUCGUCCACAUUGCCAUGGAGGCUGGACUCCGUAUUUCUCCUGAACAGUGGUCGUCUUUGCUGUAUGGGGAUCUCGCUCAUAAAUCCCACAUGCAGUCCAUCAUAGACAAGCUCCAGUCUCCAGAAUCCUUUGCGAAGAGCGUACAGGAGCUGACUAUAGUGCUGCAAAGAACAGGAGACCCAGCCAACCUGAAUAGUCUCCGAGCUGCCCUAGAACUGCUGGCUGGCAUAGACCAGAACCCAGAUGCUGCUACACCCUUAUGGGAGGAGCUAAACAAGGUGAUGUUGGCGGUAAAGAUCGUGGUCCAUGGCUUGGUCCAGUUCACCCAGAACUUCAGCAAAAAGAACCAUGAAGCCUUUCAGUCUCAACAGCCCAACAGCAAGUACAAGACCAGCAUGUGCCGAGACCUGCGGCAGCACGGGACGUGUCCACGGGGUGUCAACUGCACCUUCGCCCACACGCAGGACGAGCUGGAGAAGUUUCGAACGAGGAAUAAGAAGGUCAGCGGGGGAGCCAGGACGUCCCUCCUGACCUCAGCGGCGUCACCUAAAUCAGACAGCAGUAAUUCCCUGCUCACUGCUGAUGAAGCAGCUUUCAGUGAUCAUGAGGGCGUGGUGUUGGAGAGCCUCUCCCCGACUCGUCUCAUCCCCAGAGGAGGAGAGCAGGAGCAUGAGGAAGCGAUGAAAGAAGUCGCUAACGGACAUCCAUCAAGUCAAGACCUAAAAAUCGUUUCUUCUCCAAAGACUCCAGUUAGUCCCUGUCAGACUCCAGCAUUAGUGCCUCAUUCUAGCUCGGCUCCUGUGAAUGGAGGUGCAGUGCUGCCCAGACACCCCCCUUUAUCAAGAGGUCACCAGGAUGUUCCCUGUUUUCACGAGCAGUGCCCCUCGCAUGAGAUGCCACCCUGCCCGCCCGGUAAUUACUACGUACGCGGUCAUCACAGCUCCUGUCUGCCACACUUCUCUUGCUCCAACCACGCGUCUGAUACACCUGCCCCACCUCCUCGCUCCCCUUCCUACCCAGAGCCACCUUUUCCCUCCCGUUUAGGCCUUUCGCCGUAUUCCUCCAGUCCCCCUUACACACAUCUUCCCCAUAAUCACCCCCACGGGCCCGGGGUGUUUGCACCGCUCUAUGAUAGUCGCCGGCUCUGGAGGCCUCAGCUGCACCACAGACAGGAUGGCAGGAGUAAUUCUCUCCCUCUGGAAGUGCUGCACUCCUCUAUCUACCAUCCUCCUCUUCGAGAGCGCUUCAACUCUUUAGACAGCGCCCACUGUGGCGCAGCAGAGCGGAGAGCUGCGCUGCACCAGGAGCUGUAUGGUCAUGCCGCCCUGGGUUGCGAGGAUUUCUACACUAUCAGACCGGAGCAAUGGCCUCAUCAGCACCAGAACUCGAGCAGGACAGCUCAACAUUCUCCUGUGUUAACUGUAGAUCUCAGUUCUGAACAUGUAGAAAGGGGCAUGUGUAUAAGCUGUAAAUGCGGGGGUGGAAAAACGCCCCUCGGCCGUUAUUCGCCCUGGUCGUGUGGCGCUGGCAGCCCGUUUGAGUCAGAGCAUCUUUACUCGUCCUCCCACUCGUGUUCCCAGCACACGGAUGCUGAAUGUGCCAGUAAACGCUGGCUGCCCGUUUUCGAUCGGUACAGACGCGUGAAAGAGGAGGACCCCAUCAUCCCUUUCAGCGAGGGUCCCAUCAUCUCGAAGUGGGGUGCGAUUUCACGCGCCUCUCGGACCGAUCACCACACCACUGAACCUGUUCAGGCCACGGCAGCGCAUGGCAGAACCACCACCACUCUCAUCAACUUUAGAGAUUAUAGCGCUCAUGUUGGGCCGGGUGAGUGUCGGUGGAGUCCGGGUGGGUUUGACUCGAGUCGUUCCAGUUUUCUAGAGAGUGAUCAGAGGCACCGCUGGUUCAGCGGCGCAGGAAGACGAGGAGUGGAGACGCUGACUCGAGAUGGACCAGAGAGUCAACCAGACCGAGACAUCGAGCUGGAGCUGUGUGUUCUUAACAUGGAGUCAGAGGCACAAGAGAUGCACGCUGAGGUUUCUUUGGAGGAAAGAUCUGGUAAUCAUCUCUCCAGUGUGUUUCGAGAUUCAACAAAAGGCUCCCAGACAGAAGAGAUAACUGAGCACAUGGAUCCUCAUUUACUGAAGGUGCCGACGUUCAGGAAGUCUCGUUGUCCUGAUGCCCUCAGUGUGAGCAAUCUAGCCAUGAAAACUGGAUCACUAAGACCUGCAGAAGGCGUCACCCUGAGCCAGGGGCCCGAGAUCGUUCUGAACGGGAGCUAAGCAGAUCCACAGAAGUGUAAAUGCCUCCUUAUGUCAUGAGGCCACCAUAGAUAUCACGAUGAGCAAUCUCUUAGAGCUCUUUUAAUACAAACUCCAGUUUUUACAGCAAACUGUUAUUCACAGCUUUCUCUGUGGUUGUCAAUGCCUUUUAAACUCAACACCAGUCCCAGAACCAACUGACGUCGAGUUUUAGGGUACCGCUGUAUUACGAUUAGUUGAUUAGUUAAAUAGCUAAUAAAAAUAAAUAAACACUUCACAUACACACUGUAUUCAUUUUAAAGCCAGGGCUCACUUAACCAGCACAAAGUGUGUUUGACUUUUGACUGGCAAUGUUUUCAGAUUUAUUUUUGUUCUUUCUUUAAUUUCCUCCUCAUGCUUAUGCGAUGUCUCAGGGCACCCAGUUAGAAAAGUCAUGGUGCUUCCUAUUUUGCAUCUGUGACAGCUCGGUAGUGAGGUUUUAGUUGUGGCUGAUAAUUAGCUGUAUCUAUAGUAAAUUUCUAUUAUACAUAUUCUUUUAAUAUGAAUAGUAAAUAUAGGCCUGGUGCUGGGUCUGUAUACUGCACAUUGCUUGUGUCAUCACGCAUUAUGAAGCGCUGAAUGAAAAGGCACGAGUGCUUUCGUAUUUGUGAUCUCAGGUUUUGUAUUAAACCUGCUUUAUUGUGUAAUGUUCCUAUGACGUGGUACAGUAUAUUUUUUACUGUGUUAAAACUGCCAGCUGUUUAUGGCUUGAACACAUCUGUAAUAGCAGGUAUUGUAUUGUAUUAUAGCUGCAGUGUGUCCAAACUGUACACAGCUUCUUGGUUUCAAUGCUUGAUAUUAAUCAGGCGCACUUAUUAAGUCAGUAAUAAAUUCUGACAAGGUUUUUUGUUUAGUUACCGUGUUAACAGUAUCUGUAUUUUUUAGCUCUUAGCUUUCUACUUUAGAUUUUAAGUAACCUUGGCUAGCAUGGCAUGCCGACCUUUUCUGAUUCUGUAUUUUGGCUCUGGUUUUGGAUCAGGUUUAGCAGCCCUUCCUUCAGAUAAAAUCCGACCUCUGAUCUUUCUUCUGUGUUCGAAUGUAACGUUGGAUAACUUCUGUGAAGUUGUUUGUCUGAAUAUUUUGUAUCAGGAAUCUUCUUCUUCAACUUUGCUCAUUUUGUUAUUGCAAAAAUAUGUAACAAGUGUGAACAGCAUGUUUUAAAGGUUUCCAGGCUGUUUAACAAUGCUUGUGCGGUCAUAGUGGUGGUGUGAUUGGUAAUGAUCUCUUAAAAAGGGUUUGUAUUUUCUGUUGCUGUUAUUUGCACUCAAUCUGUCCUACAGGAAAAAAUAAUUUUUUUGAGAACUUUUUAUUUGCUUAAAUAUAUAAUUCUGGCACACUGCAUGCAGUAGUGAGGCUUCUGUCAGAGAAUUAAACAUACAUUUUAAGUAAAUUAUGAGGAAAGGUCUUGUUGUAUGUUAGCAAUGGCUAAAUUGUUUGUAAGCAGAGCAAACCUCAGUGUUCUAUCAGUGUGAAAAUCCAGUGUCACAUCCCUGUGGUUGGUGUGUAUUUAAUCAUGCAUCAUUUUUCCCUGGUUUUGUUUGGUUUUGGGAAGGAUAACACUGAGAACCCCAAUUAUAUUGAAAUCUUCAUACGUCAAACACUGUAGCUGUAGAGGAGAUACCGUGCUGUGAAAAACUAUUUGCCUCCUGGGGUUCCUGGGGGUUCAAAUUCCCGACUGGAAAAAUGAGCAUAAAUAGAAGAAAUUUGGAGGGGGCAAAUACUUUUUCACAGCACUGUACAUCUGCAAGCAGGUUCAUAAUUCAUGUCCCCUCCAGAAUCCAAUACGAGCGACAUUGGCAACAUAUCAGUUUUAGGAUCGGUUUAUCUCUCUGCCAAUGAACUACCAUUUGUACAGGGAACUUUUUGAGGGACCAGCUUGGUACCCUUAUGAUCGUCACACUGGAACAUUAAUCUGGUUUAUUUUUGUCUGUUAUAUUUUAAUGCCAGAACAGCAGCGUGUGUGCAUGUGUGUAUCUGUAUCUGUGUGUGUAUCUGUAUCUGUGUGUGUAUCUGUGUGUAUCUGUGUGUGUGUGUGUGUAUCUGUGUGUAUCUGUGUGUGUGUAUCUGUGUGUGUAUCUGUGUGCUUGUUUAAAAACACGCCUGUUAUUGUUUGAGUGUUUGAAGACCUUGUUUCAGUGGGAGUAGUGUUUGAUGACGGACUGUUUCUCUCCUACACAUCUCCCACAAUUCUUUGUGAAAAUGAAAGCUGGCAAAGCUGCUCCACAUUGGAGUGACCGCUUUCCAAGUCAGACUUAAACUGUCACUCACUGCCCAUGAGAAAAUGUCAUGUUGGAAAGGAAAGAGGGAAUUUUGACUGUAGUCCUGGCCAUGAUGUUUUUCACUGUUCAUUAUGUCAUUUUUGGUGGGUUUCAGUAAUAAUAAAGAAAAACAAAACCAA